AUGUUAUUGCAGAUUGAAAAUGUUGGUGUGAUUGCAGUUGGAGUUGAUGAAAAGCCUCUUUCAUGCUUUGGCUGUGGCAUUGGCUGGUUUUCGUUUCUGUUGGGGUUUGUAUUUCCUCCAUUAUGGUAUUAUGCCACUGUUCUUUACUUGGGGAAGUAUUAUCUCAAAGAUCCAAGAGAGCGAUCUGGCCUUGCGGCAUCAGCAAUUGCUGCUUUGAUUUGCUCUGUUGCGCUCUUGGUUGUUCUUCUUGUUGUGUUCUUGUAG
This is a messenger RNA of Pistacia vera, 264 nucleotides long. RefSeq names its product 60S ribosomal protein L18a-like protein. The record is from RefSeq and is a predicted model, not a curated record. The transcript is spliced from 4 exons. NCBI's taxonomy places the organism in Eukaryota, Viridiplantae, Streptophyta, Magnoliopsida, Sapindales, Anacardiaceae. The coding region runs from base 1 to 264 and encodes 87 amino acids.